CACGCCACAACUCCGCUGAGCUGUACCUCCCCCAGCACUACAUUGGCCACGGAAUCAACAUGGCAGAACCCAUAGAUAGCGCGCUCGACCUUCUGCGACGGCUGAACCCCAAAGAUGUCAAGCAGAACGUCGACAACAUCAUCGAACUGAACCCCUCCCUGGAAGAGGAGCUGCUCGAAUCUGUCGAUAUCCCACUGUCGGUGAAGAGGUGCUCGUCAACGAAGCGCGAUUUCCUGUGCUGCGACUAUAACCGAGACGGCGACAGCUGGCGGAGUCCAUGGAGCAACAACUUCGAGCCGCCGAUUGACGAGGGCAUCACGCCGAGCGAACGCAUACGGAAGAUGGAGAUCAAGGCCAACGAGGCUUUUGACGUAUACCGGGAGUUGUACUUUGAGGGUGGCAUAUCGAGCGUCUACCUCUGGGACAUGGACGACGGCUUUGCAGGCUGUGUGCUGCUCAAGAAGUCCGUCAAGGGUGGCAGCUGGGACUCCAUCCACGUCUUCGAUGCCCAAGACCGCGCGCGCACUGCUCACUACAAGCUCACCUCCACCGUCAUACUCUCUCUCGGCACCGAAUCGGAAGCACUCGGCGGUCUCGAUCUGUCCGGCAACAUGGUUCGCCAAGUCGAGCAGGAUAUGGCUGUCGAAGACGAUGGCUCGCACGUCGCCAACAUUGGCAAGAUGGUUGAAGAUAUGGAGCUCAAGAUGCGCAACUUGCUGCAGGAAGUAUAUUUUGGCAAGGCCAAGGAUGUCGUCGGAGACCUGAGGAGUAUCCCACCGCUGAGCGUGACAAAUCGAGACAGGCAGACACAGCGAGAGAUGAUUAGUAGUAUGAGCAGGUAGGAUGGGCUCUUCUACGACGACAUAAAGACGGUCCCAAGCUUAACAACACCCACGACGAAACGACUGAUAUCUUCAUCUGGGACUCCAGUCACCAGCGCCGUGAGGACCGGGCUGCUGUGCGGAUUCUCACCUCGAUGUAGUUAAAGGCAAGCAUACAGCUGGUCGCUCGCAGCAGCAAUGGACACAAACGCUCCCAGGCUUGAAAGUCUCUUAGCCGACAGCUCUACAUCAUUAUUGAUCCUAAGAUGCAACUUUUCUGGUCCAUGACACUUCCCGAUUUUUAUUGACAAUACCAACUAGUCUGGUGCAAUGUGCUCGUAAGACAGGAUUUGAGUACUGUGUAUGAUUGCGCUUGCCGGCAGCUAGACCGGGGUUAGAACGCUAAAGCGGGUGGCUCCUUCUCCCGGAUAUCCACCCCUCUUCUUCCAUAGAUCCCC
Molecule: messenger RNA, 1279 nt
Organism: Paraphaeosphaeria sporulosa
Lineage: Eukaryota; Fungi; Ascomycota; Dothideomycetes; Pleosporales; Didymosphaeriaceae
Product: F-actin capping protein beta subunit
Exons: 5
Coding region: 60-842 (260 amino acids)
Biological process (GO): cell morphogenesis; barbed-end actin filament capping; actin cytoskeleton organization
Cellular component (GO): F-actin capping protein complex; actin cortical patch; cytoplasm
Molecular function (GO): actin filament binding
Source: RefSeq, a predicted model, not a curated record